ACACUUUCAAAGAACCCCAUUACCGCAACCCCUCGCAGCCCCUCCCAACCCCGCCUCCCAACACCUCGCAACCCCUCUCAGUCCCGCUGAACUACCGCCUCCCAGCUUCUCCCAUCAGCGCCUCCCAGCAGCGUCGGACCAGCCACCCAGCAGCGACAUUCAGCCCCUCCCAGCAGCGCAAACCAGCGAACCCAACGCCUCCCACUCCCAGCAGCGCCUCCCAGCAGCGCCGGACCAGCCACCCAGAAGUGGCGUUCAGCCCCUCCCAGUAGCACGAACCGGAGAACCCAGCCCCUCCAGCACCUCCCAUUCACCCACACCCAGAGAUAAGAGACACCGCUGGCCCAUUCCUUCUUCCUUGACCACCACUGGAGACUACUCGCCGGAGGUCGCCCACUCUUCCUCGCGUUCAUCCCUCUUCGUCGCGUUCUUUCUGUCGCCGCUGUUCCUCGCGUUCAUCCCUCCCUCUUCGUGGUUCAGUCGUUCGCGCCGCCUCACGUUCUUGGGCGUUCUCGCUGUCAGUAACGGCCCCAUCGCCGUCUUCCUUUCAGUUCCCACCGUCAGUCCGUGGUCCUCCGUUCUUGCCGCUUGCCGUCCUCGAUGGUUACCACCUUGCCGUACUCGGUUCCUGCCGCGUUGCCGGCCUCCUUUCAGCGAAUCAACGUGUUCUCUGCUUCAUUGUUCAGGACUUCAGUUUCUAAGUCAGUGGCAGUACCACUAGAAGAGUAUAUAAAACUAGAAAUAUAAAAUCCAAAAUCGUAGACUGUAGUCUUCUUCGUCAUUGGUGACUGUACUCUGCUCUCCCAAGCAGCAAAUCCAGGAUGAAUAUGACUAUUAGGACUCUGUCCCUUCCUACUGGAAUUGCUUUCCCCAUCCCGACAGAUGUUUUUAUGUUGAAGCCCAACCUAUUAUUGCAUCUUAGUUCCCUUGAUUAUUACCAGUACAGUAGCGGUAAGAUUAGACUUCCCAUGGAGACUAGAAUUCAAACGAAGAAAUGUCUUCGAUGUAAAUUGAAAGUCAGGUAUGAAGUGCCACAAAAUGCUGAUUUUCCUCGGCAAUAUGCAAGAAAAGAAAAGAAACCUUUUCCAACGCCCAUUGUUGAGCUGCGACGAGCAGCUAGGGAAAGGCUAAAGAUGAUGAAAGGUCAGCCAAGGAAACCACUCUCGGCCCCAAAGAAUGGGUUGCUUGUGAACAGCCUUAUACCAACUGCUUACAAUGUGUAUAAUGCAAGGAUCACUUUAAUUAACAAUCUGAAGAAGUUGCUCAAAGUAGUGCCAGUGCAUGCUUGCGGGUGGUGCAGCGAAAUCCAUGUAGGACCUGUUGGACAUCCAUUUAAAUCGUGUAAAGGUGCACAAGCCAAUCUUCGCAAGGGACUCCACGAAUGGAUGAAGGCACAUGUUGAAGACAUGAUAAUACCAAUUGAAGCCUAUCACCUCGAAGAUCGACUAGGAAAGAGGAUUCCUCAUGAAGAGAGAUUCUCUAUCCCUCGAAUACCAGCAGUGGUUGAGCUUUGUAUUCAAGCUGGUGUUGAAAUUCCAGAAUUUCCCACCAAAAGAAGAAGAAAGCCCAUAAUUCGGAUUGGGAGAAAGGAAUAUAUUGAUGCUGAUGAAAGUGAACUGCCAAAUGAAACCCCAGCAGAACCAUUAAGACCACUACUAGCUGAAAUAUCUGAUUCAGAGGUAGUAGCUCCAUCGAGCAACGAAGAAAUCGUUGCCCUUGCCGAGGAAACUCUCCAGGCAUGGGAACGAAUGAGGAAAGGUGCUAAGAGAUUAAUGAGGAUGUAUCCUGUGAGGGUCUGUGGAUAUUGCCCGGAAAUCCAUGUUGGUCCCCAGGGGCACAAGGCUCAAAAUUGUGGAGCACACAAACACCAACAACGCAAUGGGCAGCAUGGUUGGCAGUCUGCAAUUCUUGAUGACUUGAUCCCACCAAGAUUUGUUUGGCAUGUUCCUGAUGUAAAUGGGCCACCCUUGGAACGAGAGCUAAAAGAUUUUUAUGGGCAAGCUCCUGCUGUUGUGGAACUAUGCAUCCAGGCCGGUGCUGAUUUACCGGAACAAUAUAAAUCAACCAUGCGACUCGAUGUUGGGAUCCCAUCAACUAUGAAAGAAGCUGAGAUGGUAGUUUGAGAUGAAAUAUACUUGUAAACAAACAACUGGUGUUAGCGUGUACACUGCAUAAAUUAUGCCAUAUGUACAUAUGUUUUUAUCAACCAAGUUUAACCAACUUGUUCCAAUUACUCAUUGGUCUAGAAAAAUAUCGCUUUUCUUCA
Molecule: messenger RNA, 2266 nt
Organism: Arachis stenosperma
Lineage: Eukaryota; Viridiplantae; Streptophyta; Magnoliopsida; Fabales; Fabaceae
Product: APO protein 2, chloroplastic-like
Exons: 5
Coding region: 822-2123 (433 amino acids)
Molecular function (GO): RNA binding
Source: RefSeq, a predicted model, not a curated record